Artibeus jamaicensis (Jamaican fruit-eating bat) is the source of this 4472-nucleotide messenger RNA. It is a transcript of the gene CLEC4G, whose product is annotated as C-type lectin domain family 4 member G. The transcript has 9 exons. NCBI's taxonomy places the organism in Eukaryota, Metazoa, Chordata, Mammalia, Chiroptera, Phyllostomidae. The coding region runs from base 54 to 926 and encodes 290 amino acids. The record is from RefSeq and is a predicted model, not a curated record.
GGAGGGAGGAGGCUACAUUUAUAUCAGUGCCCAGGGCUGGGAGCCUGCUCACCAUGGACACUGCCGGGUACAGCCAGUGGGGUGGCAAGCUGGAAGAGGUCCCCAGAGGGCCCUGCGGACGCUGGGGAAGGCGGUUCCCCUUCCUGGCCCUGGCUCUCGUGGUCACGGCACUCCUGUGGGCCUUCAUCCUGAGCAUCCUACUGUCCAAGGCCUUCACGCAGCAGGAGGAGUUGCAGAGGCACCAGGACCUGCUGAGAGCAAAUGCCUCGGGGCAGAAGGUGAUGCUGGGUGCCUUGAAGGAAGAGUUCCGAGCCUGCAAUAGCUGCUGCCAGGCCGCGCAGGCGCAGCUGAAGACCGCACGUGGGGAACUUGAAGAGGCACAGCUGAAGCUGAUCUGGCAGCAGAGCGCCCUGAAAGAACUGAGCGAGCGCGUGACCCAGAGCUUGGCUGAAGCGGGAAGGGACCGCGAGAACAUCCGCAGCGAGCUGUUCCGGGAGUUGGAGGCUGUGCGAGCUGGGAACAAGUCCUGUGAGCAGUGCCCCACGUCGUGGCUGCGCUUCCAGGGUUCCUGCUACUUUUUCUCAGUGGUGCGAGCUGGAUGGGAAGAGGCGCGACGCAAUUGCACAGGUGCCAGUGCGCACCUGGUGAUUGUGGGCUCCCUGGAGGAGCAGGGCUUCCUGAGUCGAAAUACAAGAGGCCGUGGUUAUUGGCUGGGCCUCAGGGCCGUGCGUCGUGCAAGCAAGGUCCAUAGCUAUCAGUGGGUAGAUGGAGUCUCCCUCAGGUUCAGCCACUGGAACCGAGGUGAGCCCAAUGACUCCCUGGGACUUGAGGACUGUGUCAUGAUGCUGCAUACUGGGUUAUGGAAUGACGCCCCCUGUGACAGUGAGAAGGACAGCUGGAUCUGCGAGAAGAGGCUCAGCUGCUGAGCCCACUCAGUCCCCUGAGCCAGGCCACCUGCCACCCGUGCCAUCUCUACAGCUGCUGGCCCUCCUGGCUCUUCCCAGCACCAUCUAGUGUGUGUGUGUCUUCUCUCCUGCCCACGGCUAUUGUGGAGAAACAGCCCCACUCACUUGGGUCCAGUGCCUGUGGUCUGGGACCUCUGCUCCAACCUCUUCCCCUGGGACCUAGUGUGAGCUCCACCUCUUCCAAACUCCUGGCCUUGGGCCCUUUGAUCUGGCCCCUCGUCCUCCCCAGCCAAGGUCAGGUGGCUCAAAGAUGGAGCUGUUUGUUUUUCUUGCCCUUUUCCCGGGCCUGGGAGGCCUCAAGGAGAGGGGUUUUGUUCUGUCCUUGAAGCCCUAGGGAGCAUCAGGUCAGGUUUGAGAUAUGAGCCUUGGCUCCUGGCUGUGGGAACCCUCUAAGCUUUAUCCCAAAGGCCCUGGCAGGAUGCCUGCAAGUGACCCCAGUUUCUCUGAGUGUCCUCAUGUCUCUAUGAUGCCCUGAACCCCAGGGAGUGGCUUGCUGUGGGCCAGAAGGUCUGUGGGGACACUGGGGACACAUGAGUGAGGCAGGCCCAGUCCUGGCCCCCACCUGCACCACCUGUCUCACUCUGGUCCAGCUGGGCACAGGGAUGGUGUGACCAGUGAGUCAGUCCAUGGAGGAAUCCAGGAGUGAGUAACACAGGAUGCCUCUGAGGGAGCCAAGUCUGUCCUCGGGGAGAGAGAGACUGUGCUGAGUUACCAGAGUGGUGGCCCCACUCUGACAAAGACUGUCACUGCCUUCUGGCAACAUCAGGCAGCCUGAGACAAGGCCCUGAGGCAGGUGUGAGAGGGGCUGCUGGGAUCGGAGCUAGAGGGGCCUUAUGUCUUGGGCACUUAGGUUCUGUGACCACUGGGUGGGACAAUGGGGAAAUAAGUCCCAGAGAAGAUGAACUUUCAAGGACCCAUGGGAUUCCAGCCCCUGAAGAGUGUGGAAAGGCAGGAAGUAGGGCCGAACCCAUUGGCGGGUGCAGGGCCACAAAGCCAGGCUUCAUCCACUGGGGGCUUUUGAUCUGAACUCACCCUACCCCCCAGGUUUCCUGCCCCUGUCCUGGGCCCUGAGGGCUGUCCUGCAGUGUUCAGGGGAGUCAGGUCUAACUGAGGGGUGAGAACUGAGUGCAAAACCAAAGCUGCUGGGUGCCCUGGGGUGCCUGGCCCUGAGAGCAGUGAGUGAGCAGGACGAAGGGAGAACAUGGCCCACGCAGCCUGGCCAGGGGGCACUGCUCAGUGUUGUCAGCCGCCCUCCGGUUCUUCUCUGGCCCUUUCCACAUGAGGCUCAGAGCAAAGCUUGGGCCUGGGCCCGGAGCCAUCUGACCCCUGGACAGAGAGCAUGCCCAGUGAGCUGUCAGCCAGACUGACAGCUUCCCAGAGGGUCAGCCUGCAGGGUGCAUGGGUCCAUCAGGGUCUCUGUAACAGACGACCACCACUGGAUGGCUUAGGGCCUGGUCGUGGGUUCAGUUGGUUGGCGUGUCAUGCCGUAUUCCUCAGAGUUCUGGGUUCAACCCCUGGUUAGGAGGCCUACCUGGGUUGUAGGUUUGUGUCCAUUUGGGGCGUGUACUGGAGGCAACUGGCCGAAUUUUCUCUCUCCCGUCCGUGUCCCCUGUGUCUCUAACCAUCAAUAAACAUAUGCUUGGGUAAGGAUUAAAGAAAAGCACACAUUCUGUGCAGUACAGAAGUGCAAGGAUAGUUUCAAUGAGCCAAAACUCAGUGUCCCCAGGACCAGGCUCCCUUGGCCUCUUUGCGGGGGGACCCACAUCCUUGUCCCCCUGCUUCCUCAGCAGCACCCCGUUUAUUUCCUGGUCCAUGCAUGGCCCCUUCCCCCGCAAAGCCGGGAGGGCAGCAUCUCGCCUCCUGUUCAACCUGCCUUCUCCUCUGGGCCUGUUUCUCUCUGCUGCCCUCUCUCAGGGACACCUGCAGUUGCACCUUAAGGCUCGUGUGGAUAAUCCAGGGCACUUUCCUGUAGUGCCCCCCAGUUCAUGCAGACACCCCUCAGAUUAAGGGGACAGCUCCUGACAAGACUGCCCUAAGUGCAAGUUCAGGAGUCUCCAAGCCACCCCCACACAUGACCAGGAGGUUCAGACCACCCUAUGCAAAUGCACGGCUCUCACAACCCCUCCGGUUCUCUAAUUUGUCAGGAUGACUCAGAGCUCAGGAAAGCCCCCCCACAUUCAACUGUGUUCUGCAGGACCCAGAUUCAGGCUGGCCAAUGGGAGACCACAGGGCGAGGGCUGGACGGGGCUCAUGCUUUCUCUUCCAAUGGCCCUUCCAUGUGCUCCCUGGGAAGGGAAAUGCUGGGGUUCAGGUCCUGGUUGCUGCCCCCCUGGGGCUCAGGGUCUGGUAGGGGCAGGAGCAGGAGAGGAGGGGGGACAAAUUGUUCCCACAUGGAGAGGUAGGGAGUGGAACUUUCUAGAAAAGAGAUUCCCUCCAAAACUCGCAGCCUGAGGGUGAGGUGGUAGAGAAAGGAGUGUCUGCGUUGGAGACAGAGGGCAUGCUCGCUGGGAGGCAGGGGGUGCGGGCAGGAGAAGCCCUUUCAAGCUGUCCUCUGCAUUUCCCCAGUGGGUGUCCCCGACAACCUCCUGAAUGACCACAUGACCACACUUUCUGUGGCUGAAUCAGCAGGUCAGUGGUGGCCUUGAAGGCCAGCCAGGGUUUCCUGGACAAGCUGGCCCCACCUUUCCAAGGAAAUGGCCUCGAGACAGAGUAGCCUGUCCUUUCCAAGCUCCCCCCUCCCCACUGCAAGUCCCAGGAAACCCCCUGGGAUCCCCAGGCCCUUACCAGGUUGGCUGAGGUGUCUGGGGAAGCCCCCAGGGUGAGAUGGACACACUGGCCUCCAGCCCUGGCCAGCCCCUUCCCCAUCUUCUUUGCCGCCUGCCCAACUCCCCACCCUCAGCCUGGCUUCUCCUGUGUCCCCAGAUCCCCUCACUGAUGUCUCACUGGGGUGCAUGUGGCUGAUGCUGGCAGAGAGCCCCGAGUCCACUCUGGUGCUUGCCACUGACUCUCGGGGUGAGCCGGGCCCCUGACCUUGGCUCUCUGAGCCUGGGCUGUUGCACCUUCAGGAGGGAGUAAUAGUGACAGGAGGACCCGCCACCGAGGAUCCUGGGGCCUGCUGAGUAACAGCCCCCAAAGAUGCCCCACCCACACCCCAGGUCCUGUGGACGUGUGGCUCUGUGUGGUUAAGGGAACUUUGCACGUGGGGUGAAGGAAGGCUCUGGGGUGGGGGCAGUGUUGUCACCAGGGCCCUGCGCCUGGGAGAAGAAGGGGGCGCGACAACAGAGGCAGAGUUGGCCAGGACGGGGAGAGGCUGCGCUGUGUACCGUGCAGAGGGAGAGGGGGCCGCCUGCCCAGGGAUGUGGUGCCUCCAGAGGCUGGGCCCCCGGUGACCUCCCAGAGGGACCAGCCCCGUGUCUGCCCUGAUGUCAGCCCAGCGAGAGGGUGGUGGACUUCCGACCUCCGGAGCUGGAGGCAUAAACCUGUGCUGUUUAAGACUCCAAGUCUCUG